Molecule: messenger RNA, 2339 nt
Organism: Lolium rigidum
Lineage: Eukaryota; Viridiplantae; Streptophyta; Magnoliopsida; Poales; Poaceae
Product: acyl-CoA-binding domain-containing protein 6
Exons: 18
Coding region: 16-2004 (662 amino acids)
Biological process (GO): lipid transport
Cellular component (GO): cytosol
Molecular function (GO): protein binding; fatty-acyl-CoA binding
Source: RefSeq, a predicted model, not a curated record
GCGAGAUCCAGGGCCAUGGCGAGCCCCGGCAGCAUCGCCUACCCGGACCGCUUCUACGCCGCUGCGGCCUACGCCGGCUUCGGCGCCGCCUCCCCCGCCUCCUCCUCCGCGGCCAUCUCCCGCUUCCAGAACGACGUCGCCCUCCUCCUCUACGGCCUCUACCAGCAGGCCACGGCGGGGCCCUGCAACGUGCCCAAGCCCAGGGCGUGGAGCCCCGUGGAGCAGAGCAAAUGGACCAGCUGGCAUGGGCUCGGAAACAUGCCGUCCACGGAGGCAAUGCGUCUCUUUGUCAAAAUAUUGGAGGAGGAAGAUCCUGGAUGGUACUCGAGGGUCCCUGAGUUCAACCCUCAGCCUGUCGUAGAUAUUGAAAUGCAUAAACCGAAGGAAGAGGCAAACACUGUACCAGCUUCGACAAAUGGAACAUCAUCAAUUCCAGAGCCAAAAACCAUUUCUGAAAACGGAAGUUCAAUGGAGACACAAGACAAAGUUGUUAUUCUGGAAGGUCUUAGUACUGUCAGUGCUCAUGAAGAAUGGACUGCAUUAUCUGUUAGCGGCCAGCGUCCGAAACCCCGUUAUGAGCAUGGAGCAACUAUACUGCAAGACAAAAUGUAUAUAUUUGGUGGAAACCACAAUGGGCGUUAUCUUAGUGACCUUCAGGUUUUGGAUCUGAAGAGUUUGACUUGGUCCAAGAUUGAUGCCAAAUUGCAAGAAGGAAUGUCCGAUUCAGCUAAAACAGCACAAGUCUCUCCAUGUGCUGGCCAUUCUUUGAUAUCAUGCGGUAACAAAUUCUUCUCAGUUGCUGGGCAUACAAAAGAUCCAUCUGACAGCAUUACAGUGAAGGAAUUUGAUCCACAUACUUGUACCUGGUCAAUUGUUAGGACUUACGGAAAACCACCGGUUUCUCGUGGAGGUCAGUCAGUGACUCUUGUUGGAAGGACUCUAGUCGUGUUUGGUGGCGAAGAUGCAAAACGAGGUCUUCUGAAUGAUUUGCACAUUCUUGAUCUUGAAACCAUGACAUGGGAUGAUGUUGAUGCAAUAGGCACCCCUCCUGCUCCUAGAUCAGAUCAUGCUGCUGCUUGCCAUGCUGGCCGCUAUCUUUUAAUUUUUGGUGGGGGAUCUCAUGCGACAUGUUUUAAUGACUUACAUGUCCUUGAUUUGGAAACAAUGGAAUGGUCAAGACCCAAGCAGCAGGGUCUGAUUCCAAGCCCACGAGCAGGCCAUGCAGGGGCAACUGUUGGGGAGAAUUGGUACAUUGUUGGUGGUGGCAAUAACAAAAGCGGUGUCUCUGAAACACUUGUGCUUAACAUGUCAACUCUGGCAUGGUCAGUUGUUAGCACCGUAGAAGGACGUGUUCCUCUUGCCAGUGAGGGCAUGACAUUAUUGUACAGCAAUUAUAGUGGAGAAGAUUAUCUCAUUUCUUUUGGAGGAUACAACGGACGGUACAGCAAUGAGGUGUAUGCUUUUAAACUUAGCGUAAAGUUAGAUUUGCAGUCAAGCACUAAAGACCAGCCCAUCUCAGAUAGUACAUCUAGGGUUCUGGAACCUGAGGUUGAAAUUUCUCAAGAUGGGAAGAUCCGGGAGAUUGCCGUGGAUAAUGCUGAUUCGAAAAACAGAAGCGAUGAAGCAAACGAACAACUUCUGGCAGCUCUUAAAGCUGAGAAAGAGGAACUAGAAGCAACACUUAACAGGGAAGGACUGCAAACUGUACAGCUUAAAGAAGAGAUAACUGAAGCAGAGGCCAGAAAUACCGAGCUGACAAAGGAACUUCAAGCAGUCCGUGGCCAACUUGCUGCUGAGCAGUCAAGAUGCUUCAAACUUGAGGUGGAUGUUGCGGAGCUACGACAAAAGCUCCAGAGCCUGGAUGCAUUGGAAAGGGAGGUGGAGCUGCUUCGAAGGCAGAAAGCCGCCUCUGAGCAGGCAGCAUUGGACGCGAAGCAGAAGCAGGGCUCCGGAGGCGUGUGGGGCUGGCUUGUCGGAACCCCACCUGAUGAUUCCGACUCGUGAUAGAGCCCCGGCUUCUUCCUCCCAAUACCACAUACAGGCAGCGAUCUCAUAUACUUGUACCAUUUACAAACGAUGUGCUUUUUGAUGAUGUCUCAUAGAGUUUUCUUUCUUCUUUAUACCAUUCCAUUGGCUUCCCAUGUUCAUUUGACAACGAGACAAUAAGGUGUUUCCUGGCUAGCGAUAUUUAUUAAUUUAUCCAACCAUCAGAGACCGUCUGUGGCAGGGUGUAAUGUUAGGUCCUGUGACCAUCCUCCAUGCAUGUUGCAAGUAUUGAUUAUUUGAACUUUUGUUAUGGAUAUCGGCCAGUUUUGGCCGCCAUUUGUACUGUUUUUUUA